Molecule: messenger RNA, 789 nt
Organism: Salvelinus namaycush (lake trout)
Lineage: Eukaryota; Metazoa; Chordata; Actinopteri; Salmoniformes; Salmonidae
Product: RNA-binding protein 5-like
Exons: 7
Coding region: 1-789 (262 amino acids)
Biological process (GO): mRNA splicing, via spliceosome
Cellular component (GO): nucleus
Molecular function (GO): RNA binding
Source: RefSeq, a predicted model, not a curated record
AUGGCAGCUACACCAGGAGUGAAGGCCCUGAAGCAGAUAGCUAAAGACAUUGAGCGCUGGGCCAAUAGACUGAACAAGCAGAAGGAGAGCUUCAAGAGCAGCUUCCAGGGCCUGGGGCAGGACAGGGAUGAGGACAGGAGAGAGGCUGCCGCUGCCAAUACAGGCUUCUCCACCUUCUUUGAGAAAAAAGUAGCCUGGUGGCAGUUUACAGUGGGGACAGUGACCCAGAGGAGGCAGCAGACCCAGAUCAGGGAGUUGGAGGUGAUGAGCGGUCAGACAGACUGGAGGAAGUUGGCCUGUCUGCUCUGUCUCAGGCAGUUCCCUAGCGAAGACGCACUGCUGCGGCACCAACAGCUUCAGACCUGCAGGAUGCAAAACUUGGAAAUUCACAGACGAUCCAAACUAUUGGAAGCCGAGCUGGAGGAGUUGGAGAGAAAAGAUAUAGAGCUGAAAUACAGAGACAGAGCAGCUGAAAGAAGGGAUAGGUAUGGUGUUCCUGAACCACCAGCGCCCAAGAAGAAGAAAUUCUAUCAGAACUACGAGCAGCCCACCAAAGACGGUCUGACUAAUGACAAUAUUGGGAACAAGAUGCUGCAGGCAAUGGGCUGGCAAGAGGGCAAGGGCCAGGGCCGCAACCAGCCGUGCAUCACUGCACCCAUCACUGCAUCAUUACGGACCAAGGGCACACGCCUGGGCAUCAAGGGAAGCAACUACGAACUCUACGCAUCGGACACUUACAAGGACACCGUGCUCAAGGCCAUCUUUGCACACUUCAUAGAGCUUGCAUGA